This is a messenger RNA of Durotheca rogersii, 2002 nucleotides long. RefSeq names its product peroxisomal membrane anchor protein conserved region-domain-containing protein. The transcript is spliced from 3 exons. Gene Ontology annotation, cellular component: peroxisomal importomer complex; peroxisomal membrane. Gene Ontology annotation, molecular function: signaling receptor binding. The coding region runs from base 254 to 1357 and encodes 367 amino acids. Gene Ontology annotation, biological process: protein import into peroxisome matrix, docking. The record is from RefSeq and is a predicted model, not a curated record. NCBI's taxonomy places the organism in Eukaryota, Fungi, Ascomycota, Sordariomycetes, Xylariales, Xylariaceae.
CGAGCCUCGGUCCAUUUUCUCUUUCGGCCAACGCUUCCGUCGUCAACACCUUCAAGUCCCUUUUCUUUGUAUCUACAUCGGUACCUUGGUUAGUGCCCAUCCUCCCUGUUAGCUACGUCGCGACAACAUCAGCAAUUCCCAACCUCCCGCCAUCUCGCCCUCUCACACGACGCGUACGCACUUCCCACUAUCUUAAGAGCAUCGCCAUUCUGCCAUGAUCCCGUGUUGCUGAGGAGGCGGACACUAUAUCAUCAUGCCAAUUCGCGAGGACAUUGUGGCCUCUGCUAUCUCUUUCCUGCGAGACCCAAAUGUUGCCUCCUCGCCCGUCGAGAACAAGAUAACAUUCCUCCAGUCGAAAAACCUCACCCAGGAAGAGAUCGAUGCAGCUUUCGCGCGUACCGGAACCUCCACUUCGGUGACCGCCUCGGCGGCAUCGUCACAGCCUACCUCCUCCCCUGCCCAACAACAGCCGUUCUACGGCCAAUACCAACAACCGCAACCAUACGGAUGGCAACCGCCGCCGCCAGCACCCCCUAAGAGGGACUGGCGCGAUUGGUUCAUCAUGGCCACUGUGAUGGGCGGAGUCGGCUAUGGCUUGUACACUAUCACCAAGCGCUACAUCACCCCCUUAGUCUCACCCCCGACGCCGGAUAGGCUGGACCAGGACAAGGCUCUGGUGGACGAACAGUUUGAGAAGGCGUUCGCGACGCUCGAGCAGCUGAGCAAGGACACGGAAGACCUGAAGGCGUCUGAGAAGGAGCGCACCGAGAAGCUCGACAAGGUCCUCGAGGAGCUCGAGUCGUUCAUGCGUGACACGCGGUCUGCGAGCCGGCGGCAUGACGACGAGGCAGACCGGCUGCGCGAGGAGAUGCGGGCCCUCAAGGGCGUCAUCCCCAAGUCCAUGGCCGCCAACAAGGACUUCACCGACAACCGGCUCAAGGAGAUUACCAACGAGGUCAAGAGUCUCAAGUCGCUCAUCAACCAGAGGAUGACGGCGGCGUCGAGCCCGGCCCCGUCACCUAGCGCGAACAGCUAUCUCCGAACCAUUAGCGGCAAUGCCGCGCCUGCUGUCACCGCCACCGCUGGUGUCGGCAGUGCCGGCCCGACCCCGGGACUCGACGCGGUGAAGGAGAACGGGGACGAGAACACGCCGCAGCCCGCAGGCAGGCAAGAUUACAUCUCCUCGCUGGGCAGCCGGACCAACCCGUUCGUCAGCGGGCCGACCCCUCCCAAAGCCUCCAUCCCGGCCUGGCAGCUGGCGGCGAGUAAGGAUGCGGCGGCCGCCCCCAGCAGCGCCCCAGCCACUCCCUCUGCCACCGCAAGCGGGUCGCAGCCAGAAGCCGGGAGCAGCUCGUAGAUGAGAUAGAUGGCAAUACGUGUUCUUUUUGUCGGGUUUUCUAUAAUGAAGAAAUGGCCAUGAGUAUGUAUAUAUACCUCUGACACCCUUCUUGGUUAACGCGGUCGGAAGGGCCAGGGGGAGGAGAGGCGGAGGCGCGAUAUUGCCAUGAAUAAGCCCCCGACAAGAGAAAACAAUAUCAUCUCCUCAGUCGGGGAGUGCUCGCACACCACCUCUCGCUGUUUUCGCUUCUUCCUACCUCCCUCUCCUCCUACCUCGCCCCCCUCCCCCCCCUCCCGUUCGACAAUGCGAAAAGGAAAGAGGAGUACCUAAUCAAAAGAGCUGAGGGAGACGAAGCAGCAACGGGACCCACACGAGUGUCUGACUACGGGCGGACAGCCAGAAAGGGGGGGAGCAAGGCAAGGUGUACGCUUAUUUGGUCCCAGGGAGGAUAAUAGCCGAGAGUGGACGAGUAAGAGAUGGUGUCUUUUAAUGGUUACAGCUGUUUUUGUCGCGGGCGUAGUAGUAGUAGCCGAUGUUGUCCUUCCGGUUCGGCUUGGUUCAGUCCAUCAAGUCGGCUGGCCAGUCAGUCAGUCAGUCAGUCAGUCAGUCAGUCAGUCAGUCAGUCAGUCAGUCAGUCAGUCAGUCAGUCAGUCAGUCAGUCAG